AGCAUAUUUGAGUGUUCGUUGUGCCGCGAACGCACAGUAGUGAAACACUGUGCGCAACAGUGCGUGCGUGCGCGUUCCGCCCGUGGUAUCAGCAAAAAUAUGCAAAAAUAUGAGAAGCUCGAGAAAAUAGGAGAAGGCACUUAUGGCACCGUGUUCAAAGCCAAGAAUCGCGAGACACACGAAAUCGUCGCGCUGAAGCGGGUGCGACUGGACGAUGAUGAUGAAGGUGUACCAUCGUCAGCUCUACGAGAGAUCUGUCUUCUGAAGGAACUUAAACACAAGAAUAUAGUGCGUCUCUAUGAUGUGCUGCAUAGCGAUAAGAAGCUCACCUUGGUGUUUGAGCACUGUGAUCAAGAUCUCAAGAAGUAUUUUGACAGUUUAAAUGGAGAGAUCGACCUGGACAUCGUCAAAUCAUUUCUAUAUCAAUUAUUAAGAGGACUAGCAUUCUGUCACAGUCGUAAUGUUCUGCACAGAGACCUCAAACCACAAAACUUGCUCAUCAACAAGAACGGGGAGCUGAAGCUCGCUGAUUUUGGAUUAGCAAGGGCAUUUGGUAUCCCUGUAAAAUGCUACUCGGCGGAAGUUGUUACAUUAUGGUACCGUCCCCCGGAUGUUCUUUUCGGAGCAAAACUAUAUACAACGUCCAUUGAUAUGUGGAGUGCAGGAUGCAUAUUCGCUGAAUUAGCAAACGCCGGUAGACCGCUUUUUCCUGGAUCGGAUGUAGACGAUCAAUUAAAAAGAAUAUUUAAAAUGCUGGGCACACCGACUGAAGAGACGUGGCCAGACUUAACAACACUUCCCGAUUACAAACCAUUCCCACAAUAUCAUCCUACGCAAGGAUUAGCACAGGUUACACCCAAACUACCUUCAAGAGGCAAAGACUUACUCCAGAGAUUAUUAGUGUGUAAUCCGGCUCUACGGCUGUCGGCGGAGGAAGCAAUGACACAUCCGUAUUUCAACGACUUGAACCCUGCCAUAAAAAACGAUCGAUGCCAAUAGCGAGUCAUCGCUCUUAGCUUAAACUGAUCAAAAGCAUAUUACGGCGCGUACGAUUCGCAGCGAACAAAAAAUGAAAAGAAAAAGCUCUAGCAAUAAUCGUCCGUGUACAUACACAUACACACACACAUAUAUAUAUGGCGCUUGGACGAGAUAAUUCCCUCUCCCCCACGACAAGAAGAAGACACCGACGAGUCUUGUCGUUUUUGUAAUAAUGCCAAGGAAGAAUCGAUAAAUCGUUAAUUUUAUUCUUUAACGGCACAAUUUCUUGUAUCGAAAGUAAAAAUUCUAUGAUCGAUGGAAAGAAAAAACAUGACAUUUCAUAUGCUGUCAAAGUUGCGACUGAUGAAUGAGGAUUUUAUGCGAGUUUGAAUAGAAUAUUAAGCGCGAUUUAUUUAUUACUAAAUUAUUAUAUCAAUAAACUUAUAUCUUAAAGAAA
Molecule: messenger RNA, 1435 nt
Organism: Monomorium pharaonis (pharaoh ant)
Lineage: Eukaryota; Metazoa; Arthropoda; Insecta; Hymenoptera; Formicidae
Gene: Cdk5
Product: cyclin-dependent-like kinase 5
Exons: 7
Coding region: 100-999 (299 amino acids)
Biological process (GO): synaptic vesicle transport; protein phosphorylation; axonogenesis
Cellular component (GO): nucleus; cytoplasm
Molecular function (GO): cyclin-dependent protein serine/threonine kinase activity; ATP binding
Source: RefSeq, a predicted model, not a curated record